AUGUCUGGAGGUCACAAGCAUCGUUACAAGAACGCAGGCCUCAGUGCUGACGAGCUGAGACGGCGACGUGAGGAAGAAGGUGUACAGCUCCGGAAACAGAAGAGAGAGCAACAGCUCCUUAAGAGAAGGAAUGUGAAUAUACCUGCACCUAAUGCGCCAGAUGUUGCAUUGCAGGAUGACUUAAAUGUUUCGUCAUCUGAAGACAUAACUCCACAGAUGGUGGCAGCUCUCUAUGGCGACAAUCCCUAUGACCAAGUUAUAGCAACACAGACCUUUAGGAAGCUAUUAAGCCGAGAGCCUAAUCCUCCCAUAGAUGAAGUCAUAAGGACUGGAAUUGUUCCUAAAUUUGUUGAAUUUCUUGUUAAUAGUGCUAAUCCCACAUUACAGUUCGAAGCGGCGUGGGCUUUGACGAAUAUAGCGUCGGGGUCGUCAGAGCAAACGCGCGUGGUUGUGGAAUGUGGGGCAGUCCCUGUUUUAGUGGGGCUGGUCAGUUCUGGAGCUAGUGAUGACGUCAGAGAGCAAGCUCUGUGGGCACUUGGGAAUGUGGCUGGUGAUUCCCCGAGAUGUCGUGAUACGGUACUCGCGGCUGGAUUGUUGCCGCCAUUAUUAGAAAUUUUAAAUAAGUAUUCAAGACUAUCCAUGACCAAAAACGCAGUUUGGACACUGUCAAACCUAUGUAGAGGCAAGAAUCCGCCGACGAACUUUGAAGCAGUAGCCCCUGGUAUACCAGUGUUAGCGCGACUGUUACAUCACACGGACGCAGAGGUGCUAAGCGACGCGUGUUGGGCGCUGUCAUAUCUCUCAGAUGGACCAAACGAGAAGAUCCAGGCCGUUAUUGAUGCUGGAGUCUGUAGGCGACUUGUUGAAUUACUCAUGCACAACAAGUUCACGGUGGUAUCAGCUGCUCUUCGUGCGGUUGGUAACAUCGUGACCGGAAACGAUGCGCAGACGCAAGCGGUGCUGAACUGCACCCCAUUAGCGAGCCUUCACGCGCUACUCAAGUCCAGCACUGAGACGCACAGAAAGGAGUCUUGCUGGGCCCUGUCUAACAUCACUGCGGGGAACGCGCAUCAGAUACAGGCUGUAAUAGACGCAAAUAUCUUCCCGACUCUAAUAGACAUUCUGAAGCUAGCUGAGUUCAAAACAAGGAAGGAAGCCGCGUGGGCCAUCACUAACGCCACCAGCGGCGGAACUCCUGCACAGAUUAGUCUUCUAGUGGAACAAGGCUGUAUCUCCCCUCUCUGUGACCUAUUAACCCUUACCGAUGCGAAGACAGUGCAAGUGGCCCUCAGUGGAUUAGACAAUAUCCUCAAAGCCGGUCAACAAAUGGACCUUCCCCAUAAUCCCUACGCUGUCCUCAUUGAAGAAUGCUUUGGCUUAGACAAAAUAGAAUUUUUACAAUCUCACGAGAACCUCGAUAUAUAUCAGAAGGCGUUUGAAAUGAUCGAGAAUUACUUUGGCACUGAGAAUGAGGACAGCCGGCUCGCUCCCGAAGUGUCUUCGACGACAGACCAGUUCAAUUUCACCGCGGACCAAGCGGUACCGAUGGGCGGAUACGAGUUUUAA
Molecule: messenger RNA, 1566 nt
Organism: Pieris macdunnoughi
Lineage: Eukaryota; Metazoa; Arthropoda; Insecta; Lepidoptera; Pieridae
Source: the annotation of a GenBank genome assembly